AGAAGCUCAGAGCCCUCCAUGCGGUGGGAUUUUUUCCUGGCUAAAAAAAUAAUUAAAAAAACCCCUCAAGCCUGACCUGAUUUUUUUUUUAUCCCUUCCUCUUCCUUUCUCCUCUUCCUCUAGCAGAGUCGGACUAUCCCAAUUGCAAAGGGGGAGAGAAGGGGGGAAAAACAACCACCAACCCCCGGCGCACCCCAUUCCCACUGCCCUUUGACAUGCAGCCUUCCUUGGGAUGGGACAAGCCGGGAUGCAGCUGUGGCUUCAGAAGGAAUUGGGGAAAACUGGGGAUCUUUGCUCUCAUGACGGUGGAAGUGAGCUCCUGGAGCCGGGUUCUGCUGCUUUCUGUGGGGCUGCUGGCUGUCUCAGCAACUGCCCAGAACUGCAGUCACAUUUUGCAGGGCCCGAACGGGACAAUACAGAGUCCAGGCUUUCCGUACGGAUAUCCAAAUUAUGCAAACUGCACGUGGACAAUCACUGCUGAAGAGCAGAACAGGAUACAGCUUGUUUUCCAGGCCUUUGCAUUAGAGGAAGAUUUUGAUGUAUUAUCUGUCUACGAUGGACUGCCUCAGCAGGGGAAUCUGAGAACAAGGUUAACGGGUUUCCAGCUGCCUGCUCCUAUUGUGAGUACAGGGUUUGUGCUGUCCUUGUGGCUUGUGAGCGAUUACGCGGUCAGUGCUCAAGGCUUCCAGGCAAACUAUGAAGUUCUACCAAGUCAUACGUGUGGAAACCCAGGAAGGCUGCAGAAUGGGAUCCAGCAAGGGACGACAUUCAGCAUUGGAGACAAAGUGAGAUACAGCUGCAACCCAGGCUAUUUUCUGGAAGGACAUGCGUUGCUCACGUGCCAUGCUAAUUCAGAAAACAGUGCCUCCUGGGAUUUUCCUCUACCCUUCUGCAGAGCUGAUGAUGCUUGUGGAGGGACGUUACGGGGACAGAGUGGAAUUAUCUCAAGCCCUCAUUUUCCUUUGGAGUAUGGCAAUAAUGCAGACUGCACGUGGACUAUUCUAGCUGAGCCUGGAGACACUAUUGCUCUGGUUUUCAUGGAUUUCCAACUGGAAGAUGGAUAUGACGUUUUAGAAGUUGCUGGAACCGAGGGAUCUUCGCUCUGGUUUACUGGAAUGAAUCUGCCUGCCCCGGUUAUCAGCAGUAAAAAUUGGCUGCGGCUUCACUUCACAUCAGAUGGCAACCACAGGCAAAAGGGGUUCAGUGCCCAAUAUCAAGUCAAAAAACAAGUUGAACUGAAGUCCAGAGGGGUGAAGCUAAUGCCCAGCAAGGACAAUAACCAGAAGACAUCAGUAUUAACUCAGGUUGGUGUGUCCCAGGGACAUAAUAUGUGUCCAGACCCUGGGAUUCCAGAGAGAGGCAAAAGAAUAGGCACCGAUUUUAGGUUAGGAUCCAGCAUCCAGUUCACCUGCAACGAGGGCUACGAUUUACAAGGGUCCAAAAGCAUCACCUGUAAGAGAGUGAGUGACAUAAUAGUUGCAUGGAGUGACCACAGGCCGGUGUGCAGAGCCAGGAUGUGUGAUAUGUACCUUCGUGGUCCCAGUGGUGUGAUCACUUCUCCCAACUAUCCCGUGCAAUACGAUAACAACGCAUACUGCGUGUGGGUCAUCACUGCGCUCAAUCCGGCCAAGGUUAUCAAACUCACCUUUGAAGAAUUUGAACUAGAAAGAGGAUAUGACACGCUAACAGUUGGUGAUGGAGGACAAGUCGGAGACCAGAAAACUGUGCUUUACGUCUUGACAGGUACCACGGUUCCUGAUCUCAUUGUCAGCACACACCACCAGAUGUGGCUCCUCUUCCAGACAGACAGUGUCAGCAACUUACUAGGAUUCAAAGCAACCUAUGAAGAGAUCGAGCAGGGCAGCUGCGGCGACCCGGGGGUGCCGGCCUACGGCAGGAGGGAAGGCUCCACCUUCCGCCACGGGGACAGCCUGAGGUUCGAGUGCCAGCCCGCCUUCGAGCUGAAGGGACAGAGAACGAUUACCUGCCAGAAGAGCAGCCAGUGGUCUGCUCAGAAACCAGUCUGUGUUUUUUCCUGCUUUUUCAACUUCACCACCCCGUCUGGGAUUGUGCUGUCACCAAAUUACCCUGAAGAAUAUGGGAGCAGCUUGCACUGUGUUUGGUUAAUUAUAGCUAAACCUGAAAGCAGAAUUCACUUGGCUUUCAAUGAUUUUGAUGUGGAGCCUCAGUUUGAUUUCCUAGCUGUGAAGGAUGGUGGGACUGCUGAAUCUCCGGUGCUGGGGACCUUCUCAGGAAACCAGAUCCCCUCUUCUCUGACCAGCAGUGGUCACGUUGCCAGGCUGGAGUUCCAGACCGACCACUCCAUGGAGAAAAGAGGCUUCAAUAUAACGUUCACCACAUUUAGGCAUAACGAAUGCCCUGACCCUGGAGUGCCUGUGAACGGAAAGCGAUUUGGUGACAGCCUCCAGCUGGGCAGCUCUGUGUCCUUCCUUUGCGACGAGGGCUUCAUCAGGACCCACGGCUCAGAAACCAUCACUUGCAUCCUGAAGGAAGGAAACGUGGUUUGGAACAACGCGGUGCUCAGAUGCGAAGCGCCGUGCGGGGGCCACCUCACGUCUCCCAGCGGGACCAUCCUGUCCCCCGGCUGGCCUGGAUUCUACAAGGACUCCCUGAACUGCGCCUGGGUCGUGGAAGCCCAGCCUGGCUACCCCAUCAAGAUCACGUUUGACAGAUUUAAGACUGAGGUGAAUUAUGACACCCUGGAAGUGCGAGAUGGCCGGUCCUAUUCUUCCCCGUUGAUAGGUGUCUAUGAUGGGACUCAGGUGCCCCAGUUCCUCAUCAGCACCAGCAACUACCUCUACCUCCUCUUCACCACUGACAAAAGCCACUCUGACAUAGGCUUUCAGAUCCGAUAUGAAACUGUGAAGCUCCAGUCCGACCAUUGUUUAGAUCCGGGGAUCCCUGUAAACGGGCACCGCCACGGCAAUGAUUUCUACGUGGGUGCACUGGUGACGUUCAGCUGCGAUUCAGGCUACACCCUAAGCGACAGCGAAGCCCUGGAGUGUGAGCCAAACUUCCAGUGGAGCCGGCCGCUGCCCAGCUGUGAGGCUCUAUGUGGAGGUUACAUUCGUGGUUCCAGUGGUACCAUCUUAUCCCCAGGCUUCCCUGAUUUCUAUCCCAACAACUUAAACUGCACGUGGACAAUAGAAACAUCACACGGGAAAGGUGUGUUCUUCACCUUCCAUACCUUCCACCUGGAGAACGGCCACGACUACCUGCUCAUCACCGAGAACAGCAGCUUCGCCCAGCCGCUCAAACAGCUCACCGGCUCUCGGCUGCCUGCCCCGCUUAGUGCAGGCCUCUUUGGAAACUUCUCCGCUCAAAUUCGCUUCAUCUCAGACUUCUCCAUGUCCUACGAGGGUUUCAACAUCACCUUCUCUGAGUAUGACCUGGAGCCCUGCGACGAGCCGGAGGUCCCAGCCUACAGCAUCCGGAAGGGGCUGCAGUUUGGCGUGGGGGACGUCCUCGCCUUCUCCUGCUUCCCCGGGUACCGCCUGGAGGGCGCCUCCCGCAUCACCUGCCUCGGCGGGAGACGGCGUGUGUGGAGUUCGCCUCUGCCAAGGUGUGUUGCUGAAUGUGGUUCAUCUGUAACUGGAACGCAAGGUGUUCUGCUGUCCCCCAACUACCCAAUAAAUUAUAACAACAACCAUGAAUGCAUCUACUCCAUCCAGACCCAGCCAGGAAAGGGGAUCCAGCUGAAAGCCAGGACUUUUGAACUGGAGGCAGGAGAUGUCCUCAAGGUGUACGACGGCAGCAAUAGCUCCGCUCGCCUGCUGGGUUCCUUUAGUCGCACCGAAAUGCUCGGCACCAGUAUAAACAGCACUUCCAGCACCAUGUGGCUCGAGUUUAUCACCAACAGCGAGAACACAAGUAAAGGCUUUGAACUGCAGUUUUCUAGUUUUGAACUCAUUAAAUGCGAGGACCCUGGCAUCCCACAGUUCGGCUACAAGGUCCAUGACGAAGGACAUUUUGCUGGCAGCUCUGUGUCCUUUAACUGUGACCCUGGCUAUACCCUGCGAGGCAGCAGGGUGCUGGUCUGCCUGACUGGGGAGCGGAGAGCUUGGGAUCAGCCCCUGCCAACUUGCGUAGCUGAGUGUGGGGGUACUAUCAAAGGAGAGUCAUCAGGACGGAUACUGUCUCCCGGCUACCCGACGCCCUACGAUCAUAAUCUUAAUUGUAUUUGGACAAUCGAGGCAGAAGCUGGUUGCACGAUAGGGCUCCAUUUCAUGGUUUUCCACACUGAGGAGUUCCACGACGUGCUGAGGAUAUGGGACGGUCCAGUGGAGAACGGGAUCCUCUUAAAGGAGAUAAGCGGGUCUGGCUUACCUGGUGAUGUCCACAGUACUUUCAAUUCUGUCAUUCUUCAGUUCAACACUGAUUUCUUCACAAGCAAGCAGGGCUUUGCUGUUCAGUUUUCAGUUUCUACUGCCACUUCCUGCAAUGACCCAGGGAUUCCCCAGAACGGGAGCCGGAGUGGUGACAGCAAAGAGGCGGGUGACUCCAUUGUCUUCCAGUGUAAUCCGGGAUACGCUCUGCAAGGGGAGGCCAAGAUCACUUGCGUGCAGAUUGAGAACAGAUUUUUCUGGCAACCAGACCCUCCCUCCUGCAUAGCUCCCUGCGGAGGCAUCUUGACAGGACCGUCUGGAGUCAUCCUGUCCCCUCAGUACCCAGAGCCCUACCCGCCGGGGAAGGAGUGCGACUGGAAGCUGACCGUCUCGCCGGACUACGUCAUUGCGCUGGUGUUCAAUACCUUUAAUUUGGAGCCUGGGUAUGAUUUCCUUCACAUCUAUGAUGGACCUGAUUCACUCAGCCCCCUCAUUGGAAGCUUUUAUGGUUCCCAGCUGCCCGAGAGGAUAGAGAGCAGCAGUAACAGCCUCUUCCUCGCUUUCCGAAGCGAUGCCUCCGUGAGCAACACUGGAUUUGUAAUCGACUACACAGAGAAUCCCAGGGAGUCGUGCUUCGAUCCCGGCUCUAUUAAGAACGGUACGCGAGUGGGGACGGAUCUGAAGCUGGGAUCGACGAUCACCUACUACUGUGACGGAGGGUACGACAUUGAGGGGGCCUCCACCCUGACGUGCGUGAUGGGAGGCGAUGGGAAGCCCACCUGGAACAAACCUCGACCUACCUGCACAGCACCCUGCGGCGGUCAGUACACGGGCUCGGAUGGCGUAGUUCUCUCUCCAAAUUAUCCCCAGAAUUACACCAGCGGACAAGUCUGCUUGUACUUCAUUGUUGUGCCGAAGGACUACGUGGUCUUCGGGCAGUUCGCCUUCUUCCAGACCGCGCUGAACGACGUCAUUGAAGUUCACGAUGGCCCCAACCAGCACUCGCGGCUCCUCAGCUCGCUCUCGGGCUCGCAUACAGGUGAAUCGUUACCAUUAGCUACCACCAACCAGAUCCUUAUCAAAUUUAGUUCCAAGGGUCAAUCUACAGCCAAAGGUUUUCAUUUUGUCUACCAAGCGGUUCCUCGGACCAGCGCCACGCAGUGCAGCUCGGUGCCGGAGCCGCGCUACGGCCGGCGGCUGGGCAGCGACUUCUCGGUGGGCGCCGUGGUGCGGUUCGAGUGCAGCGCGGGCUACGCGCUGCAGGGCUCGCGCAGCAUCGAGUGCCUCACCAUGCCGGGAGCCCUGGCGCAGUGGAACGUCUCGGUCCCCACCUGCGUCGUGCCCUGUGGUGGAAAUUUGACUGAACGCAAAGGUACCAUCCUCUCCCCUGGCUUCCCCGAGCCUUACCUGAAUAGUCUCAACUGCGUGUGGAAGAUAACGGUCCCCGAAGGAGCCGGCAUACAGAUUCAGGUGAUCAGCUUCGUUACUGAGCAGAACUGGGAUUCCCUGGAGGUGUUUGAUGGAGGAGAUAACACCGCCACCAUGCUGGGAAGUUUCUCUGGAACUACAGUGCCUGCGUUGCUGAACAGCACUUCAAACCAGCUCUAUCUGCAUUUCUAUUCGGAUAUCAGCGUCUCUGCUGCAGGCUUUCACCUGGAAUACAAAACUGUUGGCCUGUCCAGCUGCCCAGAGCCCCCCGUUCCUGGGAAUGGCCUGAAGAUUGGAGAGCGGUAUUUAGUGAAUGAUGUUGUCUCUUUCCAGUGUGAACCAGGCUACGCACUUCAGGGGCACUCUCACAUCUCCUGCAUGCCGGGGACUGUCCGCCGCUGGAAUUACCCACCGCCGCUUUGCAUCGCCCAGUGUGGAGGAACAGCAGAAGAGAUGGAGGGAGUACUCCUGAGCCCUGGCUUCCCAGGAAACUAUCCGAGCAACCUGGACUGCACAUGGAGGAUAUUGCUGCCAGUGGGGUUUGGUGCUCACAUCCAAUUCCUGAACUUCUCCACUGAGCCGAACCAUGACUUUGUCGAAAUCCGCAACGGUCCGUAUGACACUAGUAACGUCAUUGGGCGGUUCAGCGGCACAGAGAUCCCAGGCUCCCUCUUGUCAACGUCUCAUGAAACCACCGUGUACUUCCACAGCGACCACUCUCAGAACAAGCCAGGCUUUAAGCUGGAAUACCAAGCCUAUGAGCUACAGGAAUGCCCUGACCCUGAACCUUUCGCGAAUGGUGUCGUAAGAGGAGCCGGUUACAACGUGGGCCAGUCCAUCUCUUUCGAGUGUCUUCCUGGAUACCAACUGAUUGGUCACCCUGUCCUCACGUGUCAGCAUGGCACCAACAGGAACUGGGACCACCCCUUGCCCAGGUGUGAAGUGCCCUGUGGAGGGAACGUCACCACCCAGAAUGGUACAGUUUACUCUCCUGGCUUCCCCAACCAGUAUCCCAAUUCCCAGGACUGCACUUGGCUCCUUACAGUGCCGGUGGGAUAUGGGAUCCAUCUCAACUUCACUCUGCUGCAAACAGAGCCCUACAACGAUUUCAUCACUAUUUGGGAUGGUCCACAGCAAACAGCCCCACAGCUUGGUGUGUUCACUGGCAACUCUGCGAAGAAAUCAGCCCAAAGCUCUUCCAAUCAGGUCCUGAUGAAAUUCCACAGUGAUGCAGCCAAUGGAGGGAUUUUUGCCAUUUAUUUCUAUGCCUAUCAGCUCUUCAGAUGUCAGCCCCCAACCGUUGUGCCCAACGCUGAAAUCGUCACGGAGAACGAAGAAUUUAGCAUAGGUGAUGUUGUGAGGUACAAAUGCCUUCCUGGCUUCACCCUGAUUGGAAGUGAAAUCCUGACCUGCAAGCUAGGCACUCAUCUCCAGUUUGAAGGUCCUCCACCCACUUGCGAAGUGCACUGCCCAAUGAAUGAGGUGAUGACAGACUCCACCGGUGUGAUCCUCAGCCAGAGCUUCCUGGGAAGUUACCCUCACUUUCAGACCUGUUCAUGGGUGGUGAAAGUAGAGCCUGGGUAUAACAUCUCCCUCACCAUCGAGUACUUCCUGAGUGAGAAGCAAUAUGAUGAGUUUGAAAUCUUUGAUGGUCCCUCUGGCCAGAGUCCACUGCUGUUGUCGCUGAGUGGGAACUACUCUGCUCCUCUGACUGUUACCAGCAGUGGGAACAAAGUCUAUCUCCGUUGGUCAUCUGAUCAUGCGUACAACAGAAAAGGCUUCAAAAUCCGCUACUUUGCUCCUUACUGCAGCCUCCCACAACCCCCAGCAUAUGGACUGAUUCUCAGCCAUACUGGUCUGCACCCAGGGAGCACAGUCCGAUUUGGCUGUGACACAGGCUACCGUCUCGUUGGCCACAGCGUUGCCACCUGCUCUCAGCACCCCCAAGGCUACUUCCACUGGAACGAAGCGAUCCCGCUGUGCCAAGCUGUUUCCUGUGGAGUUCCCAGAGCGCCGAAGAACGGUGUCGUCUUUGGCAAGGAGUACACGGUGGGCACCAAGGCCGUGUACCACUGCAACCAGGGCUUCCACCUGCAGCCGGGCGAGGAGCCCACCGCCGAGUGCCUGCCCACAGGGCACUGGAGCAACGGCAACGAGCCCCCGCACUGCACCGCUGUCACCUGUCCCGAUAUCAACAGCAUCGCAGUCGAGCACGGUCGGUGGCGGCUGACCUACGAGAUCCAGUACCACUACAACGCCCAGCUCAUGCUCAUCUGUGACCCCGGGUACUACUACACAGGCCAGCGGGUCAUCAGGUGCCAGGCCAGCGGCAAGUGGAGCAUUGGCGAACCGAUGCCGACCUGCAAAAUUAUCUCUUGCGGAGACCUGCCAACUCCACCUAAUGGGAACAAGAUUGGCACAUUGACCAGCUAUGGUGCUACAGCCAUCUUCUCGUGCAACACCGGCUACACCCUGGUAGGGUCCCGUGUGCGGGAGUGCAUGGCGAAUGGACUUUGGAGUGGAGCAGAGGUGAAAUGUCUGGCGGGGCACUGCGGUGUGCCCAGUCCCAUCGUCAACGGGAUGAUCAAUGGUGAGAACUACAACUACCGGGGCAGCGUGGUUUAUCAGUGUAACCCUGGCUUUCGCCUGAUCGGGAUGUCUGUGAGGAUCUGCCAGCAGGACCACCACUGGUCUGGAAAGACGCCUGUCUGUGUGCCCAUCACUUGCGGCCACCCCGGCAAUCCUGCCAAUGGCUUGACCCAAGGCAGUCAGUUCAAUCUGAACGACGUGGCCAAGUUUGUGUGCAACACGGGGUACCGCCUGGAAGGAGCCUCCCAGUCCCAGUGCUUGGCCAACGGACAGUGGAGCAGUUCGCUGCCCGCCUGCCGCGUUGUAAACUGUACUGACCCUGGGCACCUGGAAAACAGCAUCCGGCAAGUGCAGCCAAGUGGUCCUCACAGAUUCAGCUUUGGAACAACUGUCUCAUAUCAGUGCAGCCACGGAUAUUACUUACUGGGUACCCAUGUCCUUACCUGUCAGGGGGAUGGCACUUGGGACCGUGCCCUCCCACAGUGUCUUUUGGUGUCCUGCGGCCACCCCGGCUCGCCGCCCCACGCCCAGAUCUCGGGUGACAAGUACACCGUGGGCUCCGUGGUCCGGUACAGCUGCCUCGGGAAGCGGACGCUGAUCGGCAACUCUACCCGCAUGUGCCAGCUUGACGGGCGCUGGAGCGGCUCCCUCCCGCACUGCUCGGGAGGCAGCCAAGGCGUGUGUGGGGACCCGGGCAUCCCUUCUCACGGCAUUGGGCUGGGAGAUGAGUUUGAUGUAGACGGCAUGGUCCGGUUCAGCUGUGAGCCGGGUUACACGCUCCGAGGUUCAUCCGAGAGGACCUGCCAAGCCAACGGCUCCUGGAGCGGCACGCAACCAGAAUGCGAAGUUAUCUCCUGUGGAAACCCAGGAACCCCCAGCAAUGCGAGAGUCAUAUUUAACGACGGCUUGGUUUUCUCCAGUUCCAUCAUCUAUCAGUGCCGGGAAGGCUACUACUCCACGGGGGUGCUGAGCAGGCACUGCACUGUGAACGGGACGUGGACCGGGAGCACUCCGGAGUGCACAGUGAUCACCUGUGGUGACCCUGGUGUGCCAGCCAACGGCAUUAGGCUGGGCAGUGACUUCACCUACAACAAAACGGUGGUGUUCCAGUGCACGCCUGGGUACAUGAUGGAGUCGGACAGGGCCUCCUCUCUAGCUUGUACAAAAGACCGAACCUGGAAUGGCACCAAACCUGCCUGCAAGGCUAUCAUCUGUAAAUCCCCGCAAGCCAUACCCAACGGAAAAGUCGUGGGCUCAGACUUCAGCUGGGGUGCCAGCGUGAGCUACGCGUGUUUGGAAGGAUAUCAGCUCUCCCUGCCCGCCAUCCUCACCUGCGAAGGCAACGGGACUUGGAGUGGGGAAAUCCCACAGUGCUUUCCUGUGUUCUGUGGUGAUCCUGGGAUACCAGCUCAAGGCAGGAGGGAAGACAGAGGCUUCACAUACCGCUCUUCCGUCUCGUUCUCCUGCCUAGCCCCGCUAGUGCUGGUGGGAUCAGCCCGGAGGUACUGUCAGUCCGAUGGGAUGUGGAGUGGGACCCAGCCCAGCUGCAUAGACCCCAGCCUCACAACGUGCGCAGACCCUGGCGUGCCUCUCUUCGGGAUGCAGAACAACUCCCAGGGCUACCAGGUGGGAAGCAUAAUUCUUUUCAAGUGUCAGAAAGGAUACCUGCUCCAGGGAUCGACCACCAGGACCUGUCUCCCCAACCUGACGUGGAGCGGCAUGCAGCCGGACUGUGUCCCUCAUCACUGUAAACAGCCGGAGACCCCCUCCCAUGCCAACGUCGGUGCUCUGGAUCUGCCGUCUCUGGGCUACACCUUGAUCUAUUCCUGCCAGAGCGGCUUCUACCUCACGGGAGGCUCCGAGCAUCGAACCUGCAAGGCAGAUGGCAGCUGGACGGGGAAGCCACCCAUUUGCCUCGCGGAUGUCCGGCCCAGCGGGAGGCCCGUCGGCACUGCGCGGGACCCGCCGCUCGCCAAGGUGUCAGUGCCUGCAGAUGUGUUUGCAAGGAAUUCCCUUUGGAAAGGCUCCUAUGAGUACCUGGGGAAAAAGCAGCCUGCAAUGCUGUCUGUCACUAGCUUCGACCCUGCCACCGGUAAAGUCAAUGCCACGUUGAUAGACCACAGUGGAGUGGAGCUCCAGCUGUCUGGCUUUUACAAGAAAGAAGAUGUGCACCUGCUUCUCCAGGUUUAUCAGAUAACGGGGCCAGUGGAGAUCUUUGUCAACAAGUUCAAAAAUGAUAAAUGGGCUCUAGAUGGACACGUCUCAUCAGAAUCAUCAAGCGGCACGUUUGUGUACCAGGGCUUUGUGCGCGGCAAAGGGUUCGGGCAGUUUGGCCUUCAGAGACUUGACAUCAGCAUGAUUGAAAAUGAUCCGGAAUCAAUAGGACACCAUUUUGCUUCAAACAGCAGUUCUGUGGCAGCUGCCAUUCUUGUGCCUUUCAUCGCCCUGAUUAUUGCAGGGUUUGUGCUUUAUCUCUACAAACACAGGAGAAGACCAAAAGUCCCGUUCAAUGGCUACGCGGGCCACGAAAACACCAACGUCCGAGCAACGUUUGAAAACCCGAUGUAUGACCGAAACCUGCAGCCCACGGACAUCAUGGCCAACGAGACGGAGUUCACAGUCAGCACCGUGUGCACAGCUGUAUAGCACUCGUCCCCCCGCGCGACUCCUCCGGGGCGGGUAUCUAGUCGACCAUCGUGUUUCACUUCACCAAUCUCCGUCCCUUCUCUGCCCUCCCCGUCUCCCUCCUCCCGACCUCGCCGAGGCUCUGGAGAAGCUGCUGCACCGUGCUGGACUUCGCGUCGACUCGGAGAGACCGCGGGGCGUCCCGCGUCGCCCCGGCCCGCGACGGGGCUGCUCCGGCCCCGCUGCUCCUGCCCAGCCUGCCGGCAGCUCGCGGCCCCAUGCCGAGACCUCGCGCGCGGCCUGGGGGGACCGGGGAAUCGGGCGAGACGAAGGCUCUCACAGCCCGCGCUCUGCGGGGAAGCGUGGCCGUUCUCGGGAGGGAACAGCCGGGUCCGUGUGCGCAACCAGCUGCUUUCGGGAAGAGCUCGUACGACAGAGGCGAAGGCAGGUUGCGCUGCACAAGGUGCCGAUCGGGUUAAUUGAAAAUAGCAGUUCUGGAGCGGGAUGAGUAGCUUCUGUGUCGUGUUUGGUUUUGUGGGUUGUUUCUUUGUCGCUUUGCCUAACACAGGGUUUUUACAGAGGAAGGAUUUUCAGAUGGGACCUUUCCUGCAAGAGAAGCAAAACUUUUCAAGUUUUUCUCCUCUUCCCCGUAUUUAACUUUCCUCUGUAGAUUCUCGUUGGGUUUCUUCUGCCCCGUGUUCAUUUUAAUGUUGUUUCUUUGGAAACUGAGGCCGCUUUCAGGGCCGAUAAGGAGACCUCUCCCCAUCCCCGGCCCUCUCCGUACAGCUCUCAGUGUGAACUGCCCCCCGACGCCCCAGCGAGGAAAGUGCCGACGGACACGAAGGCACAAAAACCUCUUUAAAAAUAACUCUAACAAAUACUGAUUUUCCCCCAAAAGCAUUCAAAAGCCUUUGCCCUUUCCACAUUGAUCCUCCAAAUGGCAAUGCAAUAAGAGUUUUAAUUUCUAUCCAGAGCUGUUUGCUUUAUUUCCCUGGGGCAGAAAGGUUGGCUUGGCUUUCGCGAGCACAGAUAAGGCAGCUUGACAUUUCUCCUUCCUUACAAAAGACGGACGCUUUUGUGACGGCACUGCCCUCCUCUCAUAAAGAGGAGAGAAGCUCUUGUUGGUUUAGGAUUUUAGUCUGUUUGGUUUGGGUCGCUCUUUUGUAGGCCAGGCUGGGAUCAAAGAAGGCAACAGUACCGUUUUGCCAAGCUGUAAGUCAAGCGCCUCUCCGAAGUGCAGCCGGCUCAGAGCAGCGUUAGAGCCAAUGAAGGAGCCCUUUGCUGUAGGAGACUCGAAGGGGAAACAAAAUUAAAAGACAUGGGGUGGUGUUUAUGUCCAUGCUUUCUUUUCAACACUAGCUUUCCCCCACCUAAUGUCAGCUGAGGUUUUGUCUAAUGAAAACCACACGGUAAUUCCUUUUCCCGUUUUGUUUUUGCUUUUACUUGUGCAUGUGUGUGCGUGCACGUGUGUGUAUAUAUAAAUAUAUAUAUUUUUUUUUACUUCUGUCUCUUACUCAGAGCUCUUAGAAUAAGCAGCGCUCUGCAGCCUCUUUGCUGAACUGCCAGCCUGCCAAAAAAUGCCGUCCCUGCUCCCCAAAGCACGCGGAGCCGUUGCGGUUUGUCGGGAGAAGUGGGUGCCGGUGCGCGUGCGAGCAGAGCCCCGGGGCAGUGUGCACGGCGCGUAGGGCCGGAUCCGGCCACGAAGGAGCGUGUCCUGCAGCAAGGUGCCCUCCCAGCUCGCGCCAAGUAACCUGGCAGGGCCGGGGCAGUUCUGCAGCUCUGGCUGGCAGCGGAGGUAGGUCCCUUCAGAGGGCAAAGGCAGGCUGGGGGCACCUGGCCCGCCUCAGCGGUCCCCCGAUGGCGUGCACGGACCCGGGACCGGGCUGGAGCCGGGGCCAGGGCUCGUCCCCCCUUGCCCAUCGUCUGCCGGGCGGCUGCGGCGGAGCCGGGGAGCUGCCUCCGCUUCGCACGGGCGGACCCGUGGUCCGGCUGCGCUCCCGGCUCCGCUGCCCCUGUCUGCACAUAGGUCUCUGGCUCCUGAUCCAGCUCUGCCCCCGGCCCACGCCGGACCCCCGCAGGUCCCCUCCCUAAAUUAGGCUGAUUGGUGCCCUUGGCUGGUCCCGCAGCCCCUUCUCCCUUUCUUUGUCGAGCGCAGGGCCGGGCUCGCCCGCGGAGCAGGUCCCGCAGGCAGGGCCCGGCUGCCGUCCCUCCUGCCCUGGCGCCGGUUACCGCAGCGUCCCGGCACUCCUUGUUUCGGUCCAAUAAACCCCUAACAGCCGGGAGCCUUCCCGCAGCGGCAGAGGCUGAAUCUCGCCAGGCUCCUGUCACCGAGCUGAAGGAAAAUCUCUCCCCGUAGCCGGCCGAGCCGCUGGCCCCCGGCGCAGGCAGCUCAUUGCGCUGCGUGCAGGGGUGACGUGCACGUGUCCACGCACACAUGUAACCACGCUCGACAAAAACAGGCCCUGCGUUUGCUUUUCAGACCUUUCUGAAUCCCACUCAGCCAGUGCAAUAGCCAGGAGAAGCAUGUGUCAAGGUGUAAAAAGCACCCGAGGUAUUUUAAGAGCGAGGCAGGGAGAAGGGAGGCUCUCCUUAAACAAGACUUGCUGCUUUCAGCCUGUUACCUACCAUUUUCCACUGUUGCCCAAACAAGAAAGGAAGCAGAGGGAGAGGGUUGUUCCAUUUUUUUGCAAGCUGGCUGGGACCUGAUACGUGACAUUCUCCAUUUUUGUGCCCAGCAGAUUUGCAUUAUGUUUAAAAAAAAAAAAAAAAAGAAAAAAGAAAAAAAGGCAAAACAAAAAAAAGAAAAAAGAAAAAAUCCCUCUUUUGUACAGAGAUAUAUUUUUAUGAAGCAAAAGUUUGUACAGUUAAAAAAAGACACAAUGUAAAUGUUUUUUUUCAUUAUUGUAGUAAACGGUAGUGGAAGAUCAGCUUUUUUUUGUAAAUGUAAUAAAAUGUAUAAAUAUGGUUUACAUAAAAGUGUAAAUAUGUAAUCUAUACAUACACUUGGCUUGUCUGCAAUAUAUACAGUUUAAUUUAUCUGUCUCUGUAUAUGAGGCUUUUCAUUGUGUCCAGGCAUACUUUACUGAAUUUGAAAGCUAUUUUAAAUUUUUGAAUUAAAAUAAAAUAUAAAUUUUUGCAUUGCUUUUCUUA
Dromaius novaehollandiae (emu) is the source of this 14138-nucleotide messenger RNA. RefSeq names its product CUB and Sushi multiple domains 2 (gene CSMD2). NCBI's taxonomy places the organism in Eukaryota, Metazoa, Chordata, Aves, Casuariiformes, Dromaiidae. The coding region runs from base 216 to 11009 and encodes 3597 amino acids. The transcript is spliced from 71 exons. The record is from RefSeq and is a predicted model, not a curated record.